Jatropha curcas is the source of this 3377-nucleotide messenger RNA. RefSeq names its product receptor protein kinase TMK1. Lineage: Eukaryota; Viridiplantae; Streptophyta; Magnoliopsida; Malpighiales; Euphorbiaceae. The record is from RefSeq and is a predicted model, not a curated record. Gene Ontology annotation, biological process: protein phosphorylation. Gene Ontology annotation, molecular function: protein kinase activity; ATP binding; protein binding.
AUCUUCUUCUCUAUUCUCUUCUCUCUCUGUCGAAUCAACGCCUGUUUGGCAAUUGGCAAAGCAAAAGUCACCCUUUUUAAAAUUUCACUUUCUCUGUCUCUUCGCUUACCUCUUUUCCUCUAUCUCCGCCGCUUCCUCAGCCAAUCACCACCAUCCCUCCCUGCUGACUCACUUUUGUUUUCUUACUCUUCGCUAGUACUCUCUUCAUGUGCACAUAAACCCUACAAACACAACAUUUCAAUUCCUUCUGUUUCCUCACUAUCUACUACUAUAUUUCCCUGCCAAUUUUCCCCCAUUUCCUCUCUGGACAACGAAAAUGAAGAAACGGCAUCUGGGUCCUACCUUUAGUCCGCCGUUUCUCCUUCUCUGUUUCUGUCUUCUCUCUGUUGCAAAGUCUCAACAAAGCGGUGACGCCGCCGUUAUGAUUAAACUGAGAGAUAGUCUCGGCAAUCCAUCAAAUAUAGGAUGGUCUGGUUCUGACCCAUGUAAAUGGAUCCAUGUGGAAUGCAACCCGAGCAAUCAGGUUACCAAAAUCCAAAUCGCCGGGAAGGGUUUAACGGGAACUCUCCCGUCGGACCUCAAAAAGCUGACGGCUUUACAGAUUUUGGAGGUAAUGUCAAACAAUUUAACGGGUCCAGUACCGAGUUUAGCUGGGUUAAGCUCGCUUCAAACUCUAAAUUUACAUGAUAACGGGUUCUCUUCGUUUCCUUCUGAUUUUUUCAGCGGGAUGAGCUCGUUAUCGUCGGUGAAUUUGGAUUACAACCCGUUUGAACCCUGGGUUAUACCAACGAGUCUUCAGAGUGCCUCAACUUUAAAGGAUUUUUCUGCUAAUGGGGCGAAUAUAAUUGGCACAAUCCCUGAUUUCUUCAAUAAUGAUGUUUUUCCUACUUUGGAAACUCUGCAUUUGGCCAUGAAUUAUUUGGAGGGUCCAUUGCCUGGGAAUUUUUCACGAUCUUCAUCGGUGACUUCACUUUGGCUUAAUGGGCAAAAGAGUAAUUCCAAACUCAAUGGUACAAUUGCUGUCUUACAAAACAUGACUGGUUUAGCUGAGGUUUGGUUGCAUGGGAAUCAAUUCACUGGUCCAUUACCAGAAUUUAAUGGUUUUGAUGCUUUACAGAAUUUGAGUUUAAGGGAUAAUCAGUUCACUGGUAUUGUUCCAGCUUCACUAGUGAAUCUUCCCACUCUUUCUGUUGUUAAUUUAACAAAUAAUCUAUUACAGGGACCAACACCAAAGUUUCUUGAUUCUGUCAGGGUUGACAUGAUUUCUGGGUCUAAUAGAUUUUGCACUUCUACUGCUGGUGGUUCUUGUGACCCUCGUGUUAAUGUUCUGUUAUCAAUUGCCAAAGGUUUUGGAUACCCUGCAAGUUUAGCUGACAGUUGGGAAGGAAAUGACCCUUGUGCACAAUGGAGGGGGAUUGUUUGUUCUUCUGGAGGAAACAUUACUGUUAUCAACUUUCAUAAUAUGGGGCUUACUGGUACAAUUUCUUCGAAUUUUUCAUCGUUACCCUCUUUGCAAAAAUUGAUUUUGUCAAACAAUUUGAUUAGUGGUACUAUUCCAGAUGAGCUUACAACUCUGCCUAGCCUUUCUUUAUUAAAUGUUGCAAAUAAUAAACUAUUUGGUAAAGUACCUAAGUUCAAAAGUACACAAUUGAUAACUGAUGGUAAUCCUGAUAUUGGGAAGGAGAAUAGUAGCUUAACUCCUCCUCCUGGUUCAACUCCUGGGAGCACAUCUGGUACACCUCCUGGUAGUGAUUCUGAUGGAAAUGGUACCAAGAAUUCUGGUACAGUUAAGAUUGUGGGUUCUGUAGUUGGUGUUGUUUGUGGGUUGUGUGUUGUUGGGUUGGGUAUAUUUUUCUAUAGCAGGAAACAGAAACGAUUCAGUAAGGUGCAGAGUCCAAAUAUGAUGGUAAUUCAUCCUCGCCAUUCUAGUGAUCAGGAUGCAGUGAAAAUCACUGUUGCAGAAUCAAGUGCCAAUCCUAGUGCUACUGCUACAAGUUAUACUGAUAGUGGACCUAGUGACAUUCAUGUAGCUGAAACUGGGAGUAUGGUGAUCUCGAUUCAAGUUUUGAGAAAUGUGACUAAUAAUUUCAGCGAAGAGAAUAUAUUAGGAAGAGGUGGUUUUGGAACUGUUUACAAGGGAGAACUGCAUGAUGGGACAAAAAUUGCAGUGAAGAGAAUGGAAUCAGGAGUGAUAAGUGAAAAAGGUCUGGCAGAGUUCAUGUCUGAGAUUGCAGUGCUCACUAAAGUCCGUCAUCGUCACUUGGUUGCACUUCUUGGGUAUUGCUUGGAUGGAAAUGAGAGACUUCUUGUUUAUGAAUAUAUGCCUCAGGGUACUCUUAGUAGAUUUCUAUUUGAUUGGAGGCAACAAGGGUUGAAACCACUUGAAUGGACCAGAAGAUUGAGCAUUGCCUUGGAUGUUGCCAGAGGGGUUGAAUAUUUACAUGGCCUUGCGCAUCAAAGUUUUAUUCAUCGUGAUCUGAAGCCUUCCAACAUUCUUCUUGGGGAUGAUAUGCGGGCCAAGGUUGCAGAUUUUGGACUGGUCCGACUUGCUCCUGAAGGCAAGGCCUCAGUUGAGACAAGACUAGCUGGAACUUUUGGGUAUCUUGCACCGGAGUAUGCUGUGACUGGACGAGUUACUACCAAGGUUGAUGUGUUUAGUUUUGGUGUUAUACUAAUGGAGAUGAUUACGGGAAGAAAAGCACUAGAUGAUACCCAGCCCGAGGAUAGCCUGCACCUUGUUACUUGGUUCCGUAGGAUGCACAUCAACAAGGACACUUUCCGUAAGACUAUUGAUCGUUCUAUUGAGCUUGAUGAGGAAACAAUUGCCAGCAUUAGCACAGUUGCUGAGCUAGCUGGUCAUUGCACUGCUAGGGAACCCUACCAGAGGCCUGACAUGGGUCAUGUUGUUAAUGUUCUUUCAUCUCUAGUUGAGUUAUGGAAACCGGCAGAACCAGAUUCUGAAGACUUAUAUGGGAUUGACCUUGAAAUGACCUUGCCUCAGGCACUCAAGAAGUGGCAAGAAAUUGAGGGAAGUGAGGUUGAUGGAUCUUCAAUAUUUACUCCUAGUGCAGAUAAUACCCAAUCCAGCAUACCUACUCGACCAGCUGGCUUUGCCGAAUCAUUUACAUCAACCGAUGGCCGAUAAAUGAAGAAAAGAGAAGUUAGAGAUAUGAUGCGAUUGCCUUUGAUUCGUUUGUUUUGUUUAUUCCUGCUGCUGCUUGCUGCUUGUUCUUUUAAGGUUUGCUAUCUCUAUGGAUAUUUUACUGAUGUUUUCUUCCCCCUUGCCCCUGUAGUUAAAAAGUCAAUACAUUUUUCUUGAGUUCUUUUAGAUGCUAGAAAUUGCAAAUAUGAUUCUCUUAAGAAUGAGAUUAUAUAUA